Molecule: messenger RNA, 2126 nt
Organism: Oppia nitens
Lineage: Eukaryota; Metazoa; Arthropoda; Arachnida; Sarcoptiformes; Oppiidae
Product: transmembrane protein 198-like
Exons: 4
Coding region: 425-1657 (410 amino acids)
Cellular component (GO): plasma membrane
Source: RefSeq, a predicted model, not a curated record
AAGUGUGUCACAAAAAAGUAAAUACAAAAAUACAGCUCUUUUUGAGAUUUCUUCUUCGACUUCGCAGAAGAAAAAAAAAUUCCUCAAAUUCUGUGAGACUGUUAUUAUCAACAAAAAAACAAUUUCAACACAACAACCACUACUACUACUGUUAUAACUAUCACUACAACUACCACAACAACAACAACAACAACAACUACUACUGAUUCUUGUAUUGAUCGCACAGUAAUUAACUCUCAUCUCAUAAUUAAAGUCGACUACUCUUUUGGUGCAAUGAUUUGUUAUUAAUUUAUAUGACAGACAAACUAAAUAUAAUGCAAAUAACACUCAAAUAAAAGUCAAACAACUGAUUGAUUCAAAUGUUGGUGUUAUCAGUGAACUGUUGUCGAGAGUUACCACUGGUUAACAUCUGGUCAUUGAUAAGAUGACAAACGCAACGAUAAGCCGAGUAAACACUGGUUUAGAUGGACUGCCAAAUACUGAUGAAACUAAUCCGACACUAAAUAUCACUUCACUGGUGACUAACAUUACGCUCAAUACAAGCGCUGCCACUAUCACCACAACGACCACAAUGUCAUACAUAUCUAAGUCUAGUACCACUGCCAUCGAGACGAUCAACAAUUAUACGACUACUGAUACCACUGUUGAGACAAUCACACCGUUCGACAGCUGCUACUCCACUCCCGAUGACUACGAACUGAUACCAUCAGUAUUCUGUUCGUCGCUUAUAGUAUUCGGUAUUAUUUAUCUCAUAUACGGCUACCGGUGCUUCAAAGCCGUACUAUUUUUGACUGGCUUUGCCUUCGGGACUACCGUUAUAUACAUGAUAUGUACGGCGGAAAACUUGCUGCCAAUGUAUGGCAAUAUCGGUGUGUCAGUAGUGGCCGGACUACUGUUCGGACUCAUCACUGUUCUAGUCGUAUACGUCGGUCUAUUUAUGCUGGGAUUUCAUUUGGGACUUAUAGCUAACUGUGCGAUCCUUAUUGUGAUAUACCUAUUGGAGCCAUACAUCGAUUCAGUGGAUCCGCCAAAUUCUGUAUGGAUUUUAUUCGCUUUAUUUAUGUCGUCGGGUCUGACCGGCGCCUGUUCUACGCUAUACUUUCAAAAAGGCUGUACAAUACUUGCCACUGUGUUUUAUGGCAGUUCAUUGACACUCAUUUGUUUGGAUUAUUUUAUUGAAAAUUUUAAACUCAUUUAUUGGUUUCGCGAUAAACUAAGAGACGGCCAAACACUGUACGAAUCGGUUGGUGUGACCCAAACAACCAGUUUAUGUCUGAUCUCAUGGAUAGUGUUGUCUUUAUGGCCGAUAUGUGUCGUCAAAGGUCUGAUCGUGCAGUGGUGUCUCACUGGAAGAGGUGUUAACUAUGAAAAUGACUAUAACUACGGUGUGGUCACAUCAACGACCAGUGCCAACGCACAGAGUGCUGUCAAUCGGAUCAGACGUGAGGAACAAAAACUGGAACAAAGACAACGAAAGUAUCGUUACUUAUAUCAGGUUAGGACAGCUCAUGGAGACGUCAUAUCACAGCAAUACAUACAGUCGUUAAACAAAAAGGUUAUACCACCGGAUAAUAGUCUCACCUAUAAUUCAGACCUAUCGACACACUUAACAAUAGUACCGUCGGACUCGAGGACAACCACUAUGUCUGUCGCCUAACGGAUGGACAGACAGACACACAUCACAUACACUGACCAACAAAUCAAAUAAUAAACUAAUAUUUUAGUUUCAAUUUCACAAAUAAUAAUAAUUUAAUUCAUUAAUUAUUUCAAUUCAAUUAAUUUUUUUUGAAAAUUAUUUUAAAUAAUAAUUUGUGUCAUUAUUUUUAUCGUUAAAUCUUAUCUUAACUAAUAAUUUCGGCUGCACUUUGAUAUUUGGGCCGCGCCGGAGGCGGGGGUGGGUGGUAUAGGUAGAUAGUACUUGAUGUCUAGUAUACAUAUGUAAAAUAUAGGACAUCGCAAACUAAAGGUUCAAAAGUUAUAAACUUAAAAAAUUAUUUUUAUUGCAAGACUUAUUAUUUUUUGAACCUAACUUAACCUAACCUAACAUAACCUAACCUAACCUAACCUAACCUAACCUAACCUAACCUAACCUAACCUAACCUAACCUAACCUAACCUAACCUAACC